Callithrix jacchus (white-tufted-ear marmoset) is the source of this 2920-nucleotide messenger RNA. RefSeq names its product protocadherin beta 6 (gene PCDHB6). The record is from RefSeq and is a predicted model, not a curated record. NCBI's taxonomy places the organism in Eukaryota, Metazoa, Chordata, Mammalia, Primates, Cebidae. Gene Ontology annotation, cellular component: plasma membrane. Gene Ontology annotation, biological process: homophilic cell-cell adhesion. Gene Ontology annotation, molecular function: calcium ion binding.
UGUCUCAUUCUAUCCAUCCAAAAAUAGAGUAGAAUCCUAAAAUGCUUAUCAAAUACUUGAUUGCUUCUAGUCCCUCUAUUAAAUACAUUUUUGCUUAGAUACAUCUAUCAUAUAUACUUCUUGGCUUAAAAAAAAAAAGCAUACACAAAAAAACCAACGCUCCCAAGCAAUUAUUUAUGCAUUUGGUCCACACACUCAGCUUGAGAAACACUGACUCAGAUUUCGGAAAUGCUAUUGACCUGAAAACAUCUCAUGAAGUUAUUAGUUUGGACGCGUGGUGGCGGUACAGGCUAAGAGAGUGGAUGAAAGCUCUGCAGAUUCCGUGGACUCCGUUUCACCCAGAAGCCAAGUAAAAAUACAGACCACAUUUACAGCUAAAGCUGAGAUAGACUUGUCUAGGAGGACAGUCAUCGCCGGACAAGUUAUAAGAACGAAUUUAAAAAUUUCUAGCAAAGACAUCUCCGAGAAUCGACUGGGAUGUGGUGAUUGGGAGCUGAAAAGGAUUUUUCUUCUGGAAUCAGACAUAACAAUAGACAUGAAGCAAACUAAAGCACAUAACAAGAAAAGGCAAGUGACGUUCUUCAUUUUAUUGGUGCUUUGGGGAGAGGUGGGUUCUGAAUCGAUUCAGUAUUCCGUAUUGGAGGAGACAGAAAGUGGCACAUUUGUGGCCAACUUGACAAAGGAUCUGGGACUGAGGGUGGGGGAGCUGGCUGCACGAGGCGCCCGGGUUGUUUUCAAAGGGAACAGACAACAUUUGCAGCUGGAUCCACAGACCCAUGAUUUACUGCUAAAUGAAAAAUUGGACCGGGAGGAGCUGUGUGGCCCCACUGAGCCGUGUGUGCUACCUUUCCAAGUGUUACUGGAAAAUCCCUUGCAGUUUUUUCAGGCUUCCUUGCUAGUCAGAGAUAUAAAUGACCACGCCCCGGAAUUCUCUGCCGGAAAAAUGCUCCUGAAAAUAUCAGAAAUUACUACGCCUGGAAAGAUAUUUCCUUUAAAAAUGGCACAUGAUUUAGACACUGGCAGCAACGGCCUUCAGAGCUACACAAUCAGCUCCAACCCUCACUUCCAUGUUCUCACCCGGAAUCGCAGCGAAGGCAGGAAGUUCCCGGAGCUGGUGCUGAACAAACCGCUGGACCGCGAGGAGCAGCCCCGACUCAGGCUAACGCUCACCGCGCUGGAUGGCGGGUCUCCGCCCAGGUCAGGGACCUCUGAGAUUCAGAUCCAGGUUUUGGACAUCAAUGACAACGUCCCCGAGUUUGCUCAGGAGCUCUAUGAAGCGCAAGUCCCUGAGAACAACCCCCUGGGCUCUCUAAUUAUUACCGUCUCAGCCAGAGAUUUAGAUGCAGGAUCGUUUGGGGAGGUAUCUUACGCCCUGUUUCAAGACGAUGAUGUCAACCAACCAUUCGAAAUAAACGCAAUCACAGGAGAAAUUCGGCUGAGAAAGGCUUUGGAUUUUGAGGAAGUUCAGUCAUAUGACGUGGAUGUUGAGGCGACAGAUGGCGGAGGCCUAACAGGAAAAUGCUCUUUAGUCGUCAGGGUCCUGGACGUGAAUGACAACGCCCCUGAAUUGACCAUGUCGUUCCUCAUCAGCCCCAUCCCAGAAAACUUGCCAGAGAUCAUAGUGGCAGUUUUCAGUGUUUCAGAUGCAGACUCUGGACAUAACCAACAGGUUAUUUGUUCAAUAGAAAACAAUCUUCCCUUUCUACUAAGACCUUCCAUGGAGAAUUUCUACACCAUAGUAACAGAAGGCGCGCUGGAUAGAGAGACCAGAGCCGAGUACAACAUCAUUAUCAUCGUCACAGACUUGGGGACACCCAGGCUUAAAACCGAGCACAGCAUAACCGUGCGGGUCUCCGACGUCAAUGACAACGCCCCCGCCUUCACUCAAACCUCCUACACCCUCUUCGUCCGCGAGAACAACAGCCCGGCCCUGCACAUCGGCACCGUCAGCGCCACAGACAGAGACUCAGGCACCAACGCCCAGGUCACCUACUCGCUGCUGCAGCCCCAGGACCCGCACCUGCCCCUCGCCUCCCUGGUCUCCAUCAACGCGGACAACGGACACCUGUUCGCCCUCCGGUCGCUGGACUACGAGGCCCUGCAGGCGUUCGAGUUCCGCGUGGGCGCCACAGACCGCGGCUCCCCGGCGCUGAGCAGCGAGGCGCUGGUGCGCGUGCUGGUGCUGGACGCCAACGACAACUCGCCCUUCGUGCUGUACCCGCUGCAGAACGGCUCCGCGCCCUGCACCGAGCUGGUGCCCCGGGUGGCCGAGCCGGGCUACCUGGUGACCAAGGUGGUGGCGGUGGACGGCGACUCGGGCCAGAACGCCUGGCUGUCGUUCCAGCUGCUCAAGGCCACGGAGCCCGGGCUGUUCGGCGUGUGGGCGCACAAUGGCGAGGUGCGCACCGCCAGGCUGCUGAGCGAGCGCGACGCGGCCAAGCACAGGCUGCUGGUGCUGGUCAAGGACAAUGGCGAGCCUCCGCGCUCGGCCACCGCCACGCUGCACGUGCUCCUGGUGGACGGCUUCUCCCAGCCCUACCUGCCGCUCCCGGAGGCGGCCCCGGCCCAGGCCCAGGCUGACUCGCUCACCGUCUACCUGGUGGUGGCGUUGGCCUCGGUGUCGUCGCUCUUCCUGUUCUCGGUGCUCCUGUUCGUGGCGGUGCGGCUGUGCAGGAGGAGCAGGGCGGCCUCUGUGGGUGGCUGCUCGGUGACCGAGGGUCCCUUUCCAGGGCAUCUGGUGGACGUGAGCGGCACCGGGACCCUGUCCCAGAGCUACCAGUACGAGGUGUGUCUGACGGGAGGCUCCGCGACAAGUGAGUUCAAGUUCCUGAAGCCGAUUAUCCCCAACUUCUCUCCUCAGGGCACUGAGAGAGAAAUAGAAGAAACCCCCACCUUUCGGAAUAGCUUCCCAUUCAGUUAA